This is a messenger RNA of Leptosomus discolor (cuckoo roller), 908 nucleotides long. RefSeq names its product testis specific serine kinase 2 (gene TSSK2). NCBI's taxonomy places the organism in Eukaryota, Metazoa, Chordata, Aves, Leptosomiformes, Leptosomidae. Gene Ontology annotation, molecular function: tau-protein kinase activity; ATP binding. Gene Ontology annotation, cellular component: cytoplasm. Gene Ontology annotation, biological process: intracellular signal transduction; microtubule cytoskeleton organization; protein phosphorylation. The record is from RefSeq and is a predicted model, not a curated record.
GCUCUUACAGCAAAGUGAAACCCACGUACUGUGAGCAGCUGAAACGCAACUUGGCCAUCAAGAUAAUCAACAAGAAGAAAGCUCCUCAGGACUUUCUGGAAAUACUUCUGCCCAGAGAAAUAGAGGCUUUGAGACGUUUGCACCAUCCAUCAAUCAUCAAAACCUAUAAUAUUUUUGAGACAUCAGCUGGGAAAGUGUACAUCGUGAUGCAGCUGGGGGAAAAUGGAGACCUCCUGAACUACAUCAGGAUCACAGGAGCUACGAAAGAGGACAUUGCUCGCAUCAAGUUUCGGCAGUUGGCUUCCGCCAUCAAGCAUUGCCAUGACUUGAACUUCACUCACAGGGACCUGAAAUGCAAGAACAUUAUUCUUGAUGAAGACCUCAAAAUCAAGCUGUCCGACUUUGGCUUUUCCAAAUCCUCUCUGGAUGAAAAUGGAAGAAUUAUUCUCAGCAAAACCUUCUGCGGGUCAGUUGGGUACACAGCCCCUGAAGUGCUAAAGGCCAUUUCUUGUGACCCCAGGAUUUCUGACAUGUGGAGCCUGGGUGUCAGACUGUAUAUAACAGUCUACGCUUUAAUGCCAUUUGAUGAUUCCAAUGUCAGGAAAAUGGUCUGCCUUCAGAAACAACACAGCAUUCCCUUCCCCAACUCAAGAUACCCCACUGUUGAGUGCAAGGACCUCGUUUACCACCUGCUCCAGCCCAAUGUGCCUCAGAGGCUGUGCAUAGAUGAAGUUUUGAAACACUUAUGGUUGCAGACUCCAAAAUCCACAAUCCCUUCCCCCCUGCCAGCUGCAGAACAGGGUGAGCAUUCCCAAAACCUGCAUGAAGGAAAGCCCGAGCACAAGCAGCAAGCCAAAUCCCAUUCUGCAGAAGGGGAGGGAGAGGAGAAAGAAACAAGAUCCUCUUAA